Messenger RNA from Camarhynchus parvulus, 3424 nucleotides. It is a transcript of the gene C1QTNF6, whose product is annotated as C1q and TNF related 6. Lineage: Eukaryota; Metazoa; Chordata; Aves; Passeriformes; Thraupidae. The record is from RefSeq and is a predicted model, not a curated record. The coding region runs from base 95 to 964 and encodes 289 amino acids. Gene Ontology annotation, molecular function: protein binding. The transcript is spliced from 3 exons.
GGGAGAGAGAGGGGAGGGAGCCGCUCCAAGCCCGGCUUGCGCACCCGGCCGGCGCUGAGCAGCGCCUGUGCCAAGAGCCGGCUUCCUUAAGGCCAUGGCUCGGGGGCCUGCCCGGCAGGCAGCGAGGAGCCGGCCAGCCGGGGCUGGGACGCGGAGCGGGGAAGCUGCGGCCCCCGGGGUCACCAUGGACAUAACCUACCUGCGCACAUCCCUGACCUUCCUUUUUAUCCCUCUUGUUGUGUUUGGGGCACCCACUGAUGAACCCAACCUCACAGAACCAGGCCCUGGUGCUUGCAAGCGCUGUUGUGACUCACUGGACUCUUCCACAGAUACCCCACCAGUCCCUCCCAGCCACCACCACUUCCCCUACCCAGUGCCAGAGGUCCGUCCCUACAUCAACAUCACCAUUCUGAAGGGAGAGAAAGGAGACCGGGGAGAGCCUGGGAUGCCAGGGAAAUGGGGCAAGGAAGGACCACGAGGCGAGCGGGGUGCCCAGGGCCAGAAAGGCAGCAAGGGACAGAUGGGCACGGCGGGAGACCCCUGCAAGCAUCAGUACGCUGCGUUCUCCGUGGGCCGCAAGAAAGCUCUGCACAGCAGCGAGGGCUUCCAGGUCCUGAUCUUUGACACCGUCUUUGUCAACCUCUACAGCCACUUCGACAUGUUCAAUGGCAAGUUCUACUGCUCAGUGGGGGGACUUUACUAUUUCAGCCUCAAUGUCCACACCUGGAACUUCAAGGAGACCUACAUGCACAUCAUGCACAAUGAAGAGGAGGCGGUCAUCCUGUAUGCCCAACCCAGCGACCGCAGCAUCAUGCAGAGCCAGAGCCUCAUGCUGGAGCUCCAGGAAAAUGAUGAGAUCUGGGUGAGGCUCUACAAGCGGGAGCGGGAGAAUGCCAUUUACAGUGAUGAUGUUGAUGUGUACAUCACCUUCAGCGGGUAUUUGGUCAAGCCCAGCAUUGAAUAACUCCUCUUCCUUAGGGCCUCUUAGGCCUUUUCCUUAUUCCUCUCUCUUCCUUUCUCUCUCUCUCUCUUUCUCUUUCUCUCUUUCUGCCCGUAACCACUGCAAACCACUUGGAAAUGGGCCUGUCAAAUCUCAGGCACCACACUGGCUCCCACCUCACGCUCUCUUGUAGCCAGACCUGUAUCUGUCCACUUUACAUCAUGGCACUACCACCUCUUGCCCCUCACCUCAUAACCCCAACUUAGGUUAUUGGCUUCUUCUCAAUCUGCCAGCAAGCUGCCUCUGGCAUUUAGGGUUCUAGAGCAAGAAGAAGCCAAAAUGCUGCUCCUGGGCCUGUGUCCCUCCUUGGGGCUUCAUACACAAAGGACUCCUGUGGAAAGGGCUAGAAAGUCCCCACUGCUGAGGUACAUCCUGGCUCCUCUCCAUCCCAACUAGACGUGUUUCAGUUUUGCAGCCUGAAGCAAGGUCUUGAUGUCACCUCUGAUAUCUGUAGUCUGGAGAGCAGACUGGGGUCUGAUGGUCUCCUGUAGCACAAGGAAGAUGUAGGAGCACUGGGAGAGGAUAUUGUCUUUUCAAAAGAAGAACACUUGGCCUUCUAAACUGGCUUUCCAUAGACACUCUUCUGCUCACAGAGUCCAGGCUGGCUGUCAAACCUAGGCCUGGUGGGAUUGUCCUCCUCUGUGCCAGCUCUAGCUCUUCAAAGGGAUGAAGGGCCAGACACCUGGCCAGACCCUUCAUGGGCAUGUGCCCAUGAUUCAGUAGAGGCAGCCGUUCUGUUCCCACUAGGGAUCACUAAUACAGAACAAGAGACAGAGAGAGAAAACCUUGAAAACCCCUCCCACACCUCCCCUGGGACGCUACUCAGUCUUGGCUCGUCAGCUAUGGGAAGCUAGUUCAGAGAGGGACCCCAAAUCUGCUCUCCUUUGGCAGAGGUGCCAUUUCAUUGUCCUCCUGAAGGUGGUUCUCCCACACUGGUAUUGAAGGACCACUGUUUCAGGGCCUGAGCUUGAGGCUGUAGGGGCAAUUGCGGUUCAGUCAAUCCCAAACGUGGAUAGGCUGCCACGUCUUUGCCUCUGUGAUGGUACAGAGAUAGAGGUGAGACAACAGCACCUUGCCCAAGGGUUAAAAGCUUCCCUGCCGUAUGCUCCAUGCCCUUUUCUGGCAAUCUCAUCAGAGUAACUGAGGAAAGCAUGUGGCUAAAACAAACCCUCGCUCUUUUUGUCAGGUUGGAGAUGUCGCAGUGAGAAAGGAAUGCCAGUGGUAGGGUUUUCUAGUACUAUUUAUAUUGGUCUCACACUGCUCCCACUGGCAUCCCUCUGGUGGGGAUGCUGCAGUCCUGGGGGAGCAGGUGAGGCUGGCUCAGCACUUUAGGAAACCUACUUCCACAUGUGAUGCUUCCAUAAACAGCAGUGCUAGGACUUGUCUCCUUUUUGAGUCUCAGGGCAGGACAAGCAGGAGAGACACAGGUAUUUCUCCCCUGCUCAUCACUGGUCAUGAAAUCUUCGGACUUACCCAGGUUCUGCUGUCUCAUUGAUGAGCCGUGGUCUCUGUCUGUAGCACCUGGGAGUUCCAGGGCUCUCCCAGAACAAAUGUGCAUCAUUAUACAAGAUUGUGUCUGGUACACACAGCCCAGGAUAGCAAAGGAACAGGGACCAAGGCUAAAUAUUAAAACUGACCUUGAAAAAAUUGCAGGGCAUUUUCUCUCUUAUCCUGUUUGCUUACUCUCCGUGCUUUUCUAAGGAAGCUGUACAGACUGCAGUGAGUUUCAGGAACUUUGCUCUGGAUCCUCCCCAGCAUUGUCAAUGAGGCAAUGGGUACAAAAACAAAGUUUCACUAAGGCAAGGCUGAUUUUUUCACAGGGAAACAUGUGAUGAAGGGAUCAUGGAAACUAAAGGAGGCUGGGGGUUUCUUCCUCUCCCUUGGCAGGUCAAGUGUGUGGAAUUGCUCGGAGACAGGAUUUCAGAUAGCAGAGGAAGCAGAAAGCUGGAAGUGAUGCUUGAGACUGAAUCCCUUUCUCUCUUCCUCAACAGGCUGCAGACCCAAAUAUAAUCAAUUUACAGUGUAUAGUGCCCCAUGCCUCCCUGAGGAGAAGCAAGCCUCUCUAACACUGAAUAUCUCCAUAAACAAGCUUCCUUCUUUCUCCUUUCCUAUUUGGUGAUUGAAUGCUGGUGACAGGUCUCCUGUGCUAUCCAUGAGCAGCCAGAGGGUGCCUGAUGCACGUGAGAGUGGAGGGCAGGGGGACCAAAGGGUAUGUUUAACAGGCUUCUGGUGCUAAACAAGAUGGCAUUCCCUUGGUGCUAAAUCAGAUUUCAGGAGUAUUGGGUGCUUUCUGGAAAGUGUAGUAGGCUGAGUUGUGAUGUACUCUGGAAUUAAUGGUGCUUUAUGUAACAAAACCAAACAAACUCCAAGAACUUUUGUAUAUAUAUUUUUUUUCAGUGGUAUUAAACUUUUUUCCUUGGUUGU